This is a messenger RNA of Epinephelus moara (kelp grouper), 2783 nucleotides long. It is a transcript of the gene mmd, whose product is annotated as monocyte to macrophage differentiation-associated. Gene Ontology annotation, molecular function: pore-forming activity. The transcript is spliced from 7 exons. Gene Ontology annotation, cellular component: membrane. The record is from RefSeq and is a predicted model, not a curated record. NCBI's taxonomy places the organism in Eukaryota, Metazoa, Chordata, Actinopteri, Perciformes, Serranidae. The coding region runs from base 422 to 1141 and encodes 239 amino acids.
UGUUGAGCGGCUCAGCGGGGAGCAGCCUGUCAUUGACCGGCGGAGCCGCUCGCUUGUGGGGGUCUUUUUCGUUUUUCCUGGCUGCCGUUCGGUGCUCAUGGAUAGUUCUAGCUCAAAGACGAGGCAGUGAGCCAGUAUUUGUGACAGAAUGGUAUUAAGAAAAAGACUAAAAUGGUGCCUUUGUAGUAGGAGUAUUGAUGCUGCCGGUGCCUUGUAGCUGGAGUGAAAGUUAGCUAACGUUAAUGAGUAGCAUAACGUUAGCCGACUAGCUAAUGCUAGGCCUUCCGUUUCCUUUGGUUUGUCAGGACACUUUAUUGUUUUAUUCCUCUCUUAGUAAAGCAGAGCUCUGUAGCUCUUUUGUUUGCUGGCGUUUGCUGAUUUAUUUUUCCCCUUUGCUUCCUGUGGUGAACAAGGCACUGAAAUGAAGAGAGUGAACAGCUUUCAGAGGUUCAUGAACAGACGGGCCUCUGCUAACUGCCGCUACCAGCCCACCUGCUAUGAGCAUGCUGCAAACUGCUACACCCAUGCCCUCCUCAUUGUGCCGGCCUUCGUGGGCAUGGCGUUGCUGCAUCGUUUGUCCGAUAAUGGCUGGGAGAGGAUCACUGCCUGGGUGUACGGCAUGGGACUGUGUGCCCUCUUCCUGGUCUCCACUGUGUUUCAUAUCAUCACCUGGAAGAAGAGCCACAUGAGGUCUAUGGAACAGUGUUUCCACAUGUGUGACAGAGUGGUCAUCUAUUUCUUCAUCGCUGCCUCCUACACACCUUGGUUGAACCUGCGUGAGUUGGGCCCACUAGCAGCACACAUGCGCUGGUUUGUGUGGCUCAUGGCUGUUGCUGGAACCAUAUAUGUCUUCAAUUAUCAUGAAAAGUAUAAAGUUGUUGAGCUGGCCUUCUAUUUGAUGAUGGGUUUUUUCCCUGCAUCAGUAGUGACAUCAAUGAGCAACACAGAGGGCCUUCAGGAGCUGGCCUGCGGUGGACUCAUCUACUGCCUCGGUGUGUUCUUCUUCAAGAGCGACGGCGUCAUCCCCUUUGCCCACGCCAUCUGGCAUGUGUUCGUGGCGCUGGCUGCGGCUGUGCACUACUACGCCAUCUGGAAAUACCUCUACAAGGCCCCCAGCGCAGACGCCCUCCUCCAGUCGUGACCAAAACUGAGGCUGGACACCGGUUCUCCACCUUCACUGCGCGCUUCUGAACAGAGGCGCCUGCACACCGAUCCCCCUCAACUGCCCGCUGAAGCUGCAGCAAAAGCCGUAAAGUUUACGAAAAUAAUGACCAUGAAUUGUUUACUGUUUUCUAACGCGGAGAACAGAUUUUUCAGCGUCUCACUGACGAGCAAAAGCUACUUUCAAAGCUGUUUUGUACGAAUUCAGUCUAAAAAAAAACACAGCGAGGGAAUUUUGACUUUUUACAGUGAAACCCGCACAUUCAUGAGUAUUUGAGAAAUUUGAUAGCAGCCUUUUGUAUCACUUGAAGUGAGUUACAUUCCACAUUGGGGCCAUGUGAGUGUCAAAACCUGGAGAUUCCUCCAUAUCAGCUGGUUAUUUGAACACUAGGGAUAUUGAGUGAGGUGCUUAAGUUAGCUCAUAUCAGUAACACGGCUGGGUAUCAUUUAAAACCAAAACUAUUACUUUUUUCAUACUUUACUCUUGAGAAAUCUGAAAUUGUUUUUUUUUUUAUUUAUUAAAAUACGAAACCAAAGGUCUGAAAUGUCCAAAUGUAAACAGCUGUACAAAAACUUUGCCACAGCAAAAUUCUGAGAUCAGUAACUAUAUAAUCGAAAAAUAAAUUCAGUUAGAGCAAGAAUCUGAGCAGAUAUUUGAUGCCAACAUUUGAUACUCUGUACUAAAAAGUAAUGCUGUAUUAUGCUCAGCCUUUGUCAGUAGUUGAUGCAGAUUGGAAGUGUCUGGAGUCAGUUUUGUGCUGCUGGUGCAUUUUCAAGUCAGUCAGGACGGAACGAAAUGACAAGAAAAAAUCUAGAUGGAAGUUUAGUGAUUUAUUUUCCUAAUUUAUUUUCACAGUGAUCACAUUAUCAACCCAUCUGAUUCACAUUCACACGUUUUUGACCAGUACAUGUUUUGUUUCUGACCAGUAUCCAAAUGCAGUCCUCAGGUUUCAGGGAUCAACAGUUUCUCCUGUAAGUGUUUAACGCCCCCUGCUGGUGUUGUAAGAAGGUGAGGAGGUGUGUGGAGGUGACACAGAUGAGGUGGAGUUUUGUUAAUGAGCCAAAUGAUGAGAGAAAAUCUGUUCAGGUUAAUAUGAGACCGACUGUGAACUCUGUGUGUGUGUCUGUGUCUGUGUGUGUCUGUGUCUUUGCGCGCGCACGUGCACGACCUUCAUACUGUAGUCCAGUAUUACAUUUCCACUGAUUGUCUCUCUCUCUGUGUUUUUGAUUUGCACCACUAGGACAAACAGUGUUUCCUGUCUGUGCUCUGAAGCGGGUUUGAUCAGUGGAGAAACCUCAUGUUCAUGUUUUUGUAAAUUUGCUUAAUGGCUCCAGAUUCCAAACAUGACCUUUCUGUUGCUCUCCUCCUCUUAGUGAUGUAUGGAGCUGAAUGAUUGCAUAUUUCUUAAUUGUUGAAAUGAUUUCCUGAACCACUCUGUUUUGUAAUGUUUGUAUAUUCUGUUGUUUGUUCCGUUAAUUACAUGAUCCUGGCCUUUGCAGGGAAAAAAACUGCUUCUUGUCUGUCCCAUUGGCUGUUAAUGGUGCUGCAUAUACAUGAAUGCUCCUCCACUAUACUGAAUAUCACCUUUCUAAUGUGACAAUAAAAAUGAUAAUGCCCCACA